Molecule: messenger RNA, 2188 nt
Organism: Copidosoma floridanum
Lineage: Eukaryota; Metazoa; Arthropoda; Insecta; Hymenoptera; Encyrtidae
Product: F-box/WD repeat-containing protein 9
Molecular function (GO): protein binding
Source: RefSeq, a predicted model, not a curated record
UAUAUAGCUAUAGUUGCUAUAGCUCCUUCGCGCAUGAGUCAUUUCACAUUUAAUUUCACAAUCCGCAUCGCUGCAGAGUUGCAGACGGGAGUUAGUUUAGUUUAGUGUCAGACGUCAGAGUAUAGACCAGGUCAUUGUUCAGACCAAUUUUAGGUAAUCGAAGGACAACAACACGUCCUCGAUAAAUUGAUUACCUUUAUUCGUACAGGUACAUUUUACCUGUCAAACAGCUGGAUAAGUUGAAUAUGCAAAAAUAUAUAAAGUGCUUGAUAAGUAAUAUGUGAGAUCGUCGCUGUUGGCGUCCGAUGAUAAAAUAAAAGUGUCCUCAUCAAUAACAAAAACAAAGUCUUCGUUGUGCCUAAAAUAAGAGCUACUGCUGGCGUAGUGUGCAAAAAUUAGGACGGGGAGAGAUAUCCCCAGGAGUCGCGGAUGCCCAUAUUACCAUCAUCACAGCUGACUUUGCACCAGCACAAUGUGCGACGCCGAGGCCGUUGCUCCUGUGGUAUCUGCGCACACCACCUUGGACGAGCUCGACGAUGCGAGUGGCGUCUUGUUCGACAAGACAUCGCACCAGGAGGUCUCGUUCAACGACAGCGACGACAAGACAUCGGGCUCGUGCAGCAACAGCAGUGUCAGUUGUGGGGACGACGACGAAAGCACCUGCGGCAUUUCGCUCCUCGACCUCCCAGUUGAAGUAUUUCUACAUAUUUGUUCGUUUCUGGAUGCAUCCACUUUGGUUCACAGCUUGAGCUUGACAUGCAAGCAAUUCCACAUGAUUCUGACUGAUAAUUCAAUAUGGAAAGUUAGAAUCAGCAAAGUUUGUCAAAACGCCACUUAUCCAAUAUUGCCUUCCAUUGACAAAGAUGAGUUGUUUUGGAAAUUGUCAUGUGUUGCUCUUGAGAGACAAGCAAAACUUUGGCGAAACAAGGACAUCAUGAUGGAAAAAUUGUUACUUAGUAAUGUUCAUUACAGUGCAAUUGACGGACUUAAAUUAAUGCAUGGUGGCCAGAUUUGUAUAUCAGGUGGCAGGGAUCGUUCUCUGGUAAUAAGCAAAUUGUCGGAAGAAGGUGGUCAAAUCGGUUCUACAGCAGUUGCUGAUGCACAUGAUGGGUGGAUUUGGGAUUUGACAGCUAUAAAAGAUACCGUUUAUAGUUGUAGUUGGGAUCGUUGUGUUAAAGAAUGGUUAUUGACUAAUAGUGGAUUACAACCUGUUGUGACUUAUGAAACGAUUGUUGUUGGUGCUUUAUUAUGUGUUACUUCAUGUUCAGAGUUGGGCCUUUUUGCAACGGGCUCUUAUUGUAAAAAUAUAGUUGUAUUUGAUUCACGCAGUGGUUAUAAGCCAAUUGCGAACUAUCAGCCACAUCAUCGAGCUGUCAUAAGGCUGGCAAUGAAUUCAAAUUACAUAAUCUCAGCAAGUGAAGAUAAGACUGUUAAUAUUUGGGACCAUAGGACAAGGAAAUCGAUAACAUCAGUCAUGAUUUCAAAAGAUUCUUUUCCAAUGAGUUUGUGUAUUCAAAAAAAUCUAGUAUACGUAGGUGAUAGCUGUGCAAAUCUCCAUAUAUUAGAUGCAAAACAAGAUUUUGAACGAGUCAAAAGUUACAAGACUGAGCAUGAGAAGAAAAUUACGGGCGUAUAUGUUGAUGCUGGGUGCUUAAUAACUAGUUCCUUGGACAGAAAUGUGCAUAUAUCAAGUCCUACGGAUCCUCUACAAUCAAUGGCAACUUUAAAAUAUAGUAACGGAGAAAUAUCAAGUAUUGAUUAUCUAAAUGAAGUACUUGCUAUUUCUGGCACGGAUGUUAUAGAAAUUUGGCGACCAAAGUAGUGUUCAUAUUAAUUAUGUUUACCUAAUAUUUUUAACAAUUCAAAGAACUAAAAAAUUUUAUAUUUAUAUUGUUUGUAAUCCAAAGUUACAGUACUGACUAAUUUAUGGUACUUGAUUUAUAUUUAUAUCUGAGUUUUGUUAAAACCCUAAUACUCAUAAAGACAUAUUAUAAGCUAUACACAUUCGAUUUAUUAAAUAUUUUGUAAUUGUUUUUGAAAACAAUCUUAUACUUACAUUACUCUUACCCACUGUCCUGACCUCAGCAAUGUACGGAAAAACUCCAAACAAUGUUGUAAAUGAACGUCCUCAAAUAAAAAAAUUAUCUAUCAUAAUAGCAACAUUUAUAAAAAGGUAUCAAAGAUAAAA